AUGUUUCAGAACAUAAAGCUUUUAUUUUUCAUCGCCGGUUUACUGCCAGCAGCAGUACUGUCAGCACAAUGCUCGCAAAAGCUGCAAGUUGGUAGUAAAGGUGACUGCGUCAAGGAGGUCCAGCGUAAGGUGGGAACCAGUGCCGACGGGAUUUUCGGGCAAAGUACACAAGCCGCAGUGAAAGCCUUCCAGCGCCGGCAUGGCCUGGAAGCCGACGGGAUCGUCGGUGCAAAUACAUGGGCGGUCAUUUAUGGAAGCAGCGGAAGCGGAACCGGAAGCGCUCCGGGAGGUUGUGGAUGUGAUGCCAACCGCGCCACACAGUGCACUUCCGGCGCCACACCGGGCGCAAAAAAUCUGGCAUCGUAUUUGAAGAAUAAAUUUGGCGGUAGAACGGAAAUCUUUAAUUGCCGGAAUGUCCGUGGAGGCAGCACGGUGUCGUUGCACGGUGAAGGUCGCGCGGUGGAUUUCUACCCGAGUAACUUAUCCAAUGGACAAGCCGUUGUUAAUCAUUUGAAAAGCAUUGCCUGUCAGAAUGGAAUACAGGAGGUAAUUUUUAAUCGUCAGAUCUGGACGAAAGGGGGAACCCUCACCUACAAAGGGCUAAAUCCGCACACGGAUCAUAUCCAUGUUGGAUUAAACAAGUGCGGCGCGCAAAGUUUUAAUUUGUAG
Molecule: messenger RNA, 669 nt
Organism: Paramacrobiotus metropolitanus
Lineage: Eukaryota; Metazoa; Tardigrada; Eutardigrada; Parachela; Macrobiotidae
Product: zinc D-Ala-D-Ala carboxypeptidase-like
Exons: 1
Coding region: 1-669 (222 amino acids)
Source: RefSeq, a predicted model, not a curated record